AUGCUCCGUCUCACUUCCUCGCUCCUGGUCGUCGCCCUCUCGCUCUCCUCGCCCCUCCAGAGCGCCUCGGCCUCGCCCAUCCACGGGGCGCCCUUCUACCAUGCCGCGUCCCAGAACUCGACACCCAUCUUCUCGGUCACGGGCACCCACGGCGCAGUGGCCACCGAGGUCGACGUGUGCUCCAACAUUGGCGCACUCACCCUCGAGCGCGGCGGAUCCGCCGCAGACGCCGUCAUCGCCGCCUCGCUCUGCGUCGGCUCCAUUGCCGCCUUCCACUCGGGCAUCGGCGGCGGCGGUUUCGGCAUCGUCCGCGACGUGCGCAGCCCCAGGCACGUCGACAUGAUCGACUUCAGGGAGACGAUGCCCGCCGCCGGCUACGAGCGCAUGUUUGUCGACAACCCGGACAAGAACGCCAGCCUCAUCGGCGGCCUCGCCGUCGGCGUGCCGGGAGAGCUCAAGGCCUGGAAGGCCCUCCACGACCGCUACGGCAAGCUGCCCUGGAAGCAGCUCUUCGAACCCGCCAUCGAGCUCAACACGAGGGGCUUCCUCGUCACCGACCAGCUCAGCAAGGCCCUCGACCCCAAGGCCUACCCCUUCCUCUGCGCCGACCCAGUCUGGAAGGAGGCCUACUGCCCGGACGGCGUCGUCAAGCGCAAGGGCGAGCGCGUCAGGCGCACCCGCUAUGCCCACGCCCUCAAGCGCAUCGCCCACCACGGCAUCGACGACUUCUACUCGGGCACCCUGGCCCAGGGCGUCGUCGACGCCGUGCAGGCACGCAAGGGCAUCCUCACCCUCGACGACCUCGAGGGCUACGAAGCCAUCUGGCGCAAGACCAACAACGUCACCUUCGCCGACGGAAGGUACCGCGCCUACAGCGGCGUGGCGCCCUGCAGCGGCAACGCCGUCCUCUCGACGCUCCAGACCAUGGAUCAGUACGGCACCUCGCUCGAGCCGGGUGUCAACCUCACCACGCACCGCAUCAUCGAGGCCACCAAGUUUGCCUACGGCGAGCGCACCACCUUUGGCGACCCCGCCUUCGUCCACAACGUCACCCGCCUCCAGCACGAGUACCUCCGCCCGGACUACGCCCGCGAGAAGCGCGACAAGAUCCUCGACACGUCGGUGCUCGCCAACGUGACCGACUACGAUCCGUCGCGCUCGGCCAUCCUCGCCGACUCUGGCACCUCGCAGCUCACCGUCGUCGACAAGCACGGCCUCACCGUCACGCUCACCACCACCAUCAACACGUUCUGGGGCAGCCAGGUCAUGACCGAGCACGGCGUCAUCCUCAACAACGAGAUGGACGACUUCAGCUCGCCCGGCUCGGCCAACUUUUUCGGCCUGGCCCCGACGGCGGCCAACUUUAUCCGGCCGGGCAAGCGGCCGCUGUCGUCCAUCUCGCCGCUGAUUGUCAUCGAGGAGGACACGGGCCGCCUGAUCCUCGCUACGGGCUCGGCCGGAGGCUCUCGGAUCAUCACGGCCGUCAUCCAGCUGGCGUUUGACGUGCUCCACUACGGCCUCGACCUGCAAGCUUCGAUCCGCAAACCCCGGUGGCACCACCAGCUCUCGCCCAACGUCGCCAGCUUCGAGUACGACGACCCGACGAUCCCCAAUUUUGACGGCUUCGACAACUCGACCGUCGCCUUCCUCGCCUCGCUCGGUCACAACGUCUCGUACGUCGCGCCUGGCUCUAGCACCCCGCAGGGCGUGCAGCUCUUCGGCAACGGCACCCUCCUCGCCGCCACCGAGGUCAGGCAGCUCUCGGCCCGCGGCGCCGCGUUCUAA
Messenger RNA from Pseudozyma flocculosa PF-1, 1785 nucleotides. RefSeq lists its product as uncharacterized. Lineage: Eukaryota; Fungi; Basidiomycota; Ustilaginomycetes; Ustilaginales; Ustilaginaceae. The transcript has a single exon. Gene Ontology annotation, biological process: glutathione catabolic process. Bases 1 to 1785 code for a protein of 594 amino acids. Gene Ontology annotation, molecular function: glutathione gamma-glutamate hydrolase. The record is from RefSeq and is a predicted model, not a curated record. Gene Ontology annotation, cellular component: plasma membrane.